CCAGCCUCCAACACAGAACCGAAGGUGAAAAAACUGCUCACGAGCAACAGCAUAGAAGGCUGCUACCAACAAUCAAAUGAAGUUUGUGGUGAAUAAGGCAUGGAGCAGUGGUUGUCGGGUAGGAGCGGUGGAGAUGGGAAGCUGCCCUGGACCCAUAGAGACCCCUGCUCUUCUCCUAUCUACUCGUAAAGGGCUUCCUCACUUUAUCUCCCCUGACCUUCUCACUUCUCUCCCUUCCCCUGAUUCUCAUCUCCUUCAAAUUUCUCCACUCCACUUUUUGGAAGGACUUGCUUCAACCACAAUAUCAAAAAUAGGAGGCCUUCACCAAAUGCUUGGUUUGCACCAAUAUGGAAUUAUAGCUGUGGCCAGGGAUUCCAUUCAAUGCCUUCCUGAGUCUAAGGGAGCUACCAAAUUCGGAGCAUCUUUUGAGACUCCUUGUGGUCGUCUGUUGAUUAAACCCAAAGAUUAUGUUGAAAUGAUUUCUUGCAUGAGGCCAAAUGUAUGGGCCACUUUGGCUGAUGAAGUACCUGCUUGGGUGUCUGAUAAAAGGAACAUAACCUCAGUAGAUAGAACUUUGCGAUGGCUUGAUGAUUGCCUUGCAUUGGAUCCGGCAGCUGGAUCCAUCUUUGGUGCCAUUGUUGGAGGAUCAAAUUUGGAUGAAAGGAAGCGAUGUGCAAAAGAGGUAGCCAAGCGAAAUGUAUCAGGUUAUUGGAUUGGAGGGUUUGGUCUUGGAGAGAGCAUUCAUGAGCGAUCUGCUCUUUUAAGUGCUAUUAUAGAUGUCUUGCCAGGUGAAAAACCACGCAUGAUCAGUGGGCUUGGACUCCCAGAGGAGAUCUUGCAAGGAAUUGAUGCUGGAAUUGAUCUUUUUGACUCAACGUACAUCUAUUCCCUCACACUUGGAGGAUUUGCACUAACCUUUUCACUGGACAAGAAUGGGAAUCAAUAUAAUUUUCAGCAAAGCCAGACUGGAAGUGACAUGACAAAAAUAAAUUUGAGAGCAAAAGUUUAUAGGAAGGAUAUGUCCCCCAUUUUAGGAAACUGCUCCUGCUAUACAUGCCUGAAUCAUUCUAAAGCAUACAUCAAUCACCUAUUUAAUGUUCAUGAAAUGCUGGCACAGAUUCUGCUAGAAAUCCAUAACACACACCACUAUUUGAUGUUCUUUCAUGUAAUAAGAGAAGCAAUCAAAGAUGGAAGGUUUGAGAAAUUUCGACAGACAUUCAUUGAGAGUAGGCGUGCACAUCACGAAAGGGAAGCUGUUUGUGCUUGAGGUCAUAUACGUUCAGGUGUUUCCAUCUGGGUUUUGGCUUAUUAUAUGAUACAAGGACAUCAAUUUUAGUAGUGUCUACGGAUGAGUUUAGCUGUCAUUAGAUGUGAUUUAUGAGAGAGGACAUCAAUUUUGUUUUCAUAGUUCUUGUUUUCACUAUUAAUUUUGUAACCAAAGAUGCUAGCAUUAUUUGAUUGCAUAGUUUUGUUUUAAAUCCUUCUCAGUUUGUGUAUGCCAGUUGGAGAAUUUAGAAUGCACAUUGUCAUUGUAUGCAAUUAUGUAGUAUAUUUACUACUACUUGAGGUGGAGUUCAUAUCAGUACAAUUGAUAUUAAUAUUAUAAUUUUUU
Abrus precatorius (Indian licorice) is the source of this 1612-nucleotide messenger RNA. RefSeq names its product queuine tRNA-ribosyltransferase accessory subunit 2-like. The transcript is spliced from 10 exons. Lineage: Eukaryota; Viridiplantae; Streptophyta; Magnoliopsida; Fabales; Fabaceae. Bases 77 to 1267 code for a protein of 396 amino acids. The record is from RefSeq and is a predicted model, not a curated record. Gene Ontology annotation, molecular function: tRNA-guanosine(34) queuine transglycosylase activity.